CAAUUAGCAAACACCUGCUGAGCUCAUUAUAGGAGGUGCUGCUCAGUUUUUACUUCUGGUAAAAACGUUAAAGGGUUAAUAGAGGAGCCAUGUUGUGAUGACUUUCUGAAGGCGGAGCUUCAGACAGAGCAGGAACUUCUUAAAGAGACAGAGGCUCAUUUUCAAGGCGCAAAAUCUGAACCUUUAGAAACACAUAAAGACGAUAAGAACGUCGACCUUCUGUUGCCUGAAGAACAUUAGAGGAUUAAUGUCUCAGUACGAUCUAGAGAAACUCAUCCAUGCAUCACCAGAACCAAACAUGGAGACGCUGCAUUCAGCUUCUAUGCACCACAAAUCUGGAACAAACUUCCAGAAAAAAGCAAAACAGCCGAAACACUGAGUGCCUUUAAAUCCAGACUAAAAGCCAGUUGGUUAUAGUUGCUUUUGAUUCAUCAAUGAAACUAUGACCAACAUAUUUGAUGUGUAUUUGCUUGAUGAUUUUGAUGACAAAAUGUAAUAUUUAUUACUUGUUUAUAAUUGGUUACUGUUUUAUGGUGUAAAGCACUUUGAACUGUCUCGUUUCUGAAAUCUGCUAUAGAAAUAAACUUGAUUGAUUGAUUGAUUGGUUUUGGUCCAGGUUCUGUGAUCAUCAUUAAACCCGUUUUAAUCUCAGGAACCAGACGAGGAGUUUAUGGGACUUAAAGGGAGAUCAAAUAUUUCAAAUGCCUAAUUCCAGAUAUUUCUUACAGGAGGUGUUUAGCAGUAAAAGCCACUUCAACUCGUUUCCCUGUUGAUGUUUGUGUUCAUUGAACAGAGCUUCCCUGUAAACUGGGAAGUUUUUCUGUCGGAAUCUCUGCAUUUCCUCUCAACUAAAAUCCUGCGAUAUUUCAUGUUUCCACUUCCCUCUCGGCUUCGAUGUUCCUCAUUUAUGCUCGAACAGGAACAACCGGAGCUGCGCCAUGACAGUGUUUCAGAUUUAAAGAAGAGCUGGAGGACAGAUACGAUGUCCUGUCCGUCAGAGAAAGACCUCUCCUGUCCAAUCUGCUUCGACAUCUUCAGUGACCCCGUCGUGCUGUCCUGCAGCCACAGCUUCUGCAGAGCCUGUCUGCAGAGAUGGUGGUCCGAGAGGCGGAGAGACUCCUGCCCGCUCUGUAAGGAGAUCUCCUCGUUCCGCUCUCCGCCCUGCAACCUGGCCUUAAAGAACCUGUGCGAAACCUUCACCCUGGAACGGAAGAAGAACCCUCCAAAAGAGCCGGAGGAUCUCUGCAGUCUUCAUGCAGAGACGCUGAAGCUUUUCUGCCUGGACCAUCAGCGGCCGGUUUGUCUCAUCUGCAGGGACGCGAAAGAUCACAGCGACCACAGAUUUAGACCCAUCGGCGAGGCGGCGCAGGACCGUCGGGACGACCUCGCCAGGAUCCUGAAACCUCUAAAGAAGAAGCUGGCGCUCCUGAAGCAAGCCAAGGAAAGCUGUGGUGGAACAGCAGAGCACAUUAAGACCCAGUCCAAACACACGGAGAGGCUCAUCAGGAAUCAGUUCAACUGGCUUCACCAGCUGCUGGAGGAGGAAGAGGAGGCCAGGGUCGCCGCGCUGCGCGACGAAGAGAAACGGAAAUGUAAAGACAUGACGGAUCGGAUUGAGGUUCUGAACAGAGCAAUACGAGUUCUGUCAGACACAAUCAGAACCGCAGAGGAGGAGCUGAGGGCUGCAGACCUGAGAUUCCUGCAGAAUUACAAGGCCGCAGCAGCCAGGGUUAAACACUGCCCCCUGCUGGACGACCCGCAGACUCCCCGCGGAGCGCUGAUAGACGAGACCAAACACCUGGGCAACCUGGCCUACAACAUCUGGACCCAGCUGAAGAAGACGGCCUCCUUCGCACCCGUCCUCUUGGACCCGAACACGGCUCACCCAGAGCUGGUUCUGUCCGCGGAUCUGACCAGCGUCACGUUCGGGCCGAGGCAGAAGCUCCCCGAGAACCCGGAGAGGUUCGACCAGCACCACUGCGUCCUGGGCGCCGAGGGGUUCGCCUCCGGGACUCACGGCUGGGCCGUGGAAGUCCGGCGGGACCAGAACUGGGGCGUGGGCGUGGUCAGCGAGUCGGUCCGGAGGAAGGGCCAAAUCCGAGAUGGAUUCUGGGGGAUUUGUCUGUUCAACGGAGACGUGACGGCCGUUUCCCAUCCGGUACCCAGCAAACAUCUCCCGGUGAAGAAGCUGCAGAGAGUCAGAGUUCAGCUGGACUGGGACGGAGGGACGCUGUCCUUCUUUGAUUUAGACUCAGACAGACACAUCCACACCUUCAUCCACAGGUUCACCGAGAAAAUGUUUCCUUUCAUUGGGACCAACAACAAAUUACCUGUGAGGAUUUUACCUGUAAUCAACUGGUAACGGACUACUGGAAACCAGUAAGGCCUGGGCCAUAUGGGUUAAAGAGGGGUGUCCAAACUGUUUGUCACGGGGACCAAAAAAAAAAGAAGAAAUAUUAGCUUCUUCUGCCCCAAUACAUGUGAAACUUAUUUAUUUCUACUCAUGUUGCUUCAUCUUGAAACAAAACCUGCUCUGGAAAUAACAGAAGAAACAAACUUAAUCCAAAUACAUUUAGUGGAUUUAUUUUCUUUCUUUAGAAAAACACCUUGAUGACAAGAAAAAAACUGUUUUUUUCACCAACACUUUUUACACAUUUAUUCACCAGAAUAAUCAGUAACUGCUUACCGUAGCUGUCUCCCUGUUUAGCAUUGAAACAAGUGACAGCUGUCUGACAGGCGACACAAACAAUUAAUAAAGAUCGACUUAGUGAUGAAAUAUCUGCAGCCGGAACAUCAGAAAAUGCUUCAACUUGAUCAGAAGUUGAAGUUUUCUUAAUAUUUUAGAGUUUAAACCUCAAUCCAUUUCAGGAUUUCUCACAAUGAGUGCAAACAGAACGCCUUUCAGACGCCCUGGUACCGAUAAUUAACCAGUUUCUACAGGAAGUCCUAAAUGGACUGAAAGAGUUGAGAGGAGUGAACUAAGUUCUGCUUCCAUAUUUCUGUUGAGCUUUCAGCCAAACGAACAAAAAAAAAACUGGAGGUAAAAUCACCAGGAAAGGACAAGAUCAUGGUGGCGAGUCCAAAAGUUCAUCUUACGUUGAAUAUUUCAUGGUUUUGUUCGUUUUUAUUUUGUCGCUUAGAAAAAAUCCAACUGACAGGAAAUGUUCCAAUAUUGCUACCAAAAAGGCAUUUUUCACAUCAAGCCAAGAGAUUUUCUGUGUGUUUAAAAUGAGGUUUCUAAGACGCGUUUAACCAAAGUACGUCCCGUAUUUAAUUGUUAAAAAUCAGAUAUAGAUUCAAAAAUUGAUUUUCAUUCCUAAUAAAACUCGUUCUGUUGGAGAGAAAAAUGUUUUAAAUUUUAAUUGAAAAAAAAAUAAUGCAUUAGAUUAACAGAAUAAUAAAGGGAGACGCAAAAAAGAAAAUCAA
This is a messenger RNA of Xiphophorus couchianus (Monterrey platyfish), 3426 nucleotides long. Its product is annotated as E3 ubiquitin-protein ligase TRIM39-like. The transcript has a single exon. The coding region runs from base 773 to 2362 and encodes 529 amino acids. Gene Ontology annotation, biological process: protein ubiquitination. The record is from RefSeq and is a predicted model, not a curated record. NCBI's taxonomy places the organism in Eukaryota, Metazoa, Chordata, Actinopteri, Cyprinodontiformes, Poeciliidae. Gene Ontology annotation, molecular function: ubiquitin-protein transferase activity; protein binding; zinc ion binding.